CUGUGGAAUCCCUUUUUAUUUUUCCAUUUUCUCCCAAAAUAAUAAAAAUAACUGGAGAAUAAUCAUACUAUGCCAUCAUGGAUUUAGCUGCUUCGGAUAGUUCCUCCAGCUUGACGAUGCGCUGGAUAGCUUACGUCCUUAUCCUGGCUUGAUCCCCCUCGUCUUUCACUAUUUAGUCCCUUGAGACAAAUGGCGCCCGAGGAAGCAUGUACACUGCCUUGUAUUUCGCCGCCCGCCUGUUGUUCUUCUGCCAAUCUUCCCCAAAUCACCCGUAACGCGACAAUAGGGCACGUCACAACAGGUCGAAACCGGCGUCCGCAAGUUCGUUGGUGGAGCGAAGGAAGACGGUAACCAGUGAUUUUGUAACAUCCCGGAUAUCCCGACCAUUGGUCGAGAAAUUCAGAAGCGGAAAAUAAGGCAGAACUAGUUAGACCGACUCUCUCUCGCCCUUUUUAUUUUUGUCAGGGAGAUUUCCCACAUUCUCUAGAUCAGGUCGGUACUGUACCACUUUGGGGCAGAGGAACCUUUUCCUUUCCUUGACGCGGGCUCUUUCCUUUGGCCGUUCCUCCAUCCUGGUUUCCGCCCUAUUGCCGUUGCACCCACAUGGUGUAAGGGCGGUGGCGGCUGAUCGACUCAUAGACCUAAACCGGGACUUCGCCAAUUUAUUUAACCAUUGCUCGCGUGCUUUCCACCAUCUUAGGAACACGAUUCUGGAAUUUAUCUGAUCCGUUCCAUCAUCCUUACCCUUCAGGGAACUGCUUUCAAUUCCUAACGACCACUUUCCGCUGCGCUUGUUGCCUUCUCCAUUUCCCCCUGCCACCAAAUAGGCACCGUGGCUAGAUCGAACUAGCAAAUAUUUUUUUUUCUCACUCGCGAUUCACAGAGGAAUCAGCAAUCCAUCUCAAACUAAUUGGGGUGUAUAUGGUUGCUCUGUGUAUUCGUGAACGAACCCCCACAGAAAAGGUGGAUAUCGCCUCGCUUCUGCAGUCUCAAGAUGAGGAGGAAGAAAAGAAGGAUAUAAAUGCCAGGCAGGUGAUAACAGAUCCUGCAGUCGCGCAACUCCGGACGCAAAAAAAUUCCAGGUCUCCUCGCGCGGGGAUAGCCACAGAAGCGGAAGUGACAUCGUUACCUGAUCCUCAGAUCUUAUCAUCCACAAGACCAGCAAAACGGCUACAGCCUGCGCCAUCCUUUGAAAUCCCUGCCAAAAAACAAUCGAAAUGGUCGGCUGAAGAAGAUGCUCUAAUAAUAGAGCUUCGAGGCAACGGGUUAAAGUGGGAGGAUAUCAGCAAAAAGCUACCUGGCAGAAGCGCCCUUAGCUGUCGGCUCCAUUACCAAAAUUACCUUGAACGACGGAGUGAGUGGGAUGAGGACCGUAAGAAUAAACUGGCUAGGCUAUACGAAAGAUUCAAAGCAGAUAUGUGGUCCAAGAUAGCAGCAGAAAUGUUCGUCCCUUGGAGAGCAGCUGAAGCUAUGCACUGGCAGCUAGGAGAGCACGAGAUGGCGAGACGAGCUGGUGUAUUGCCAUUUCUACUUACGCAUCCAACAACGGAGCCUCCUCCCAAGGUGCGCAGAAUAAACACAGCAGCAUCCAGACCGAGGCGAGACUCAGCGAUACGAGGCUCAGGCCAGCAGCUUCCUUCUGUUGCUGAGUUGACUGCCGGCGUUCCCGCGUACGCAUCAAGCCAGCCGCGUGAGCUUUAUUCAAAGUCAAAAUCUCCAAAGUCGCCUUCAGAGCACAAGGUUGGCCACCCCGGAACUCGUUCAGGCGCAGGAGUUCGCUCUAAGAAAUGA
This is a messenger RNA of Histoplasma capsulatum G186AR, 1791 nucleotides long. Its product is annotated as MYB DNA-binding domain-containing protein. Gene Ontology annotation, biological process: regulation of DNA-templated transcription. Gene Ontology annotation, molecular function: RNA polymerase II cis-regulatory region sequence-specific DNA binding; DNA-binding transcription factor activity, RNA polymerase II-specific. The transcript has 2 exons. Lineage: Eukaryota; Fungi; Ascomycota; Eurotiomycetes; Onygenales; Ajellomycetaceae. The coding region runs from base 922 to 1791 and encodes 289 amino acids. The record is from RefSeq and is a predicted model, not a curated record. Gene Ontology annotation, cellular component: nucleus.